Carcharodon carcharias (great white shark) is the source of this 525-nucleotide messenger RNA. RefSeq names its product thyrotropin subunit beta-like. Gene Ontology annotation, cellular component: extracellular region; cytoplasm. The coding region runs from base 43 to 525 and encodes 160 amino acids. Lineage: Eukaryota; Metazoa; Chordata; Chondrichthyes; Lamniformes; Lamnidae. Gene Ontology annotation, biological process: G protein-coupled receptor signaling pathway. The record is from RefSeq and is a predicted model, not a curated record. Gene Ontology annotation, molecular function: hormone activity. The transcript is spliced from 3 exons.
AUCCUAACCAGUAUAAAAGCACAUGUACGGUCCGUGAAUCAGAUGCAAAAUUACUUCCUUCAUCCGCAGUACUCGAUUGCAAGUAUGAAUGCUCUGCUCCUGUUGCCUCUUGUCCUGUCUAUGAGUUGCCAUCGGGUUAACUCUCAGUGCUCACUCACAAGAUAUGUGUCAUACGUGGAGAAUGAAGAGUGCAGCUACUGCGUGGCCAUUAACACCACCAUCUGUGCCGGCUUCUGCAUGUCCCGGGAUGUCAACACAAAAUCCCUACUACCGAAGAUUGCUUUGAUCCAGAGGGUCUGCACAUACCAAGAUGUCAAGUACAUUUCCAUCAAGCUCCCUGGAUGUCCCCCAGGUGUUGACCCCUUUUACAGGUUCCCAGUCAUUCUAAGCUGCACGUGUAGCCAGUGUGCAACUGAUACCACAGACUGCACCAAUGGAAUUGAAGCUUCCUUCACCUGCAUGAAACCACAGUGGAGCAUCCCCACUUCACGUUCUCGCACCCUGUCUCUAUCAGGCAAUGUAUAG